Molecule: messenger RNA, 786 nt
Organism: Lodderomyces pseudojiufengensis
Lineage: Eukaryota; Fungi; Ascomycota; Pichiomycetes; Serinales; Debaryomycetaceae
Exons: 1
Coding region: 1-786 (261 amino acids)
Source: RefSeq, a predicted model, not a curated record
AUGCUCAACAAGAAGAGAAAAAUUACAUAUACUAUACCUGAACUUUAUGGAUUGUAUCAUGAAUACAGGUAUGACAUAAUUCUUUAUGAUUUACUACCACAGGAUCAAAAAUUUCAAAAUAAAAGAUACAAUUCAAAAAUUAAUAACAGAGAAAUGUAUCCAAUUUCAGCAUUUGUUUUAUUUGAGAGCAAUGGAAACCCUAGCAGCUCUAGUUCUGGGAUUUCUGAAGUUCAGCAACCAACUCCUACAGCAGUUUUGAAACCGUUUUCACCACCUGAUUCUUCAUUGACUCAAACGUUACAACAACAUCAACAAUAUCAACAACAUCGAAGUCAAAUUUAUAAUGGAUAUAUACAGGAAACUGAGACCAGUCAAGUGUCUAAUCAAUCUUCAUCAUUUAUUAUUCCUGUUAUAACAAUUGAUCCUGGUUCAAAAAUUCCACCAGGUGGGCUACAUUUACAAGAAUUAUAUAAAAAGUUUCCGAAUUGUAAAAUUUUUGAAAGUCAUCAUGUAGAGAAAGAAACAAUGAAAGUCUCAAAACAAAUUGAUGGUCAAGCAAUACACAUGAGAUAUUCAAAUACAAAUCAUGUAUCGAAUACUGUAAUCUUGAAAGAAACUAAUGAAUUGGAUAAUGAAUUAGACUACAGAGCUAGGGAAGCCGAUAGACAAGGGUCAUACCAAACCAUUGACGAUGAUGCAAUGAAUAUUGAGUCAGCCAAUUCAGUGAAUUCUUCUAACACCUCAUCAUCUGAUGGUAUUAUCAUUCAAAUCCAUCCAUCUUCAUGA